Molecule: messenger RNA, 498 nt
Organism: Symsagittifera roscoffensis
Lineage: Eukaryota; Metazoa; Xenacoelomorpha; Acoela; Convolutidae
Product: tryptophan-rich protein TspO-like
Exons: 2
Coding region: 1-498 (165 amino acids)
Cellular component (GO): membrane
Source: RefSeq, a predicted model, not a curated record
AUGAUGUUCUACAAAGCGCUGACUGCAGCCUGCUUCAUUUUGACGCCCAUUCUUCUGGGAUCUCUGACGGGGUUCCUCUUUCGUCCCGAUGGUCACUGGUUUAACAAACUCAUAAAGCCCUCAUUCAACCCCCCUGGAUGGCUCUUUGCACCUGUGUGGACUACUCUAUACGCAUUGAUGGGUUAUGCGUCGUACAGAAUCUGGACAUUGAGGGCAACGAAUGAAGUGGACAGUGCUAUGACGUUGUACGGUGUUCAACUGGUUGUCAACAUGAUGUUCACUCCGGCCUUUUUUGGAUUCCAUAAACUUCUUCUGGCUGCAAUCAUCUGCACUUUUGUUGCUGUGCUGAUUGUCUGCACGAUGACGGUCUUCUACUCGAUCGAUCAAAUAGCGAGUUUCCUUCUUCUUCCAUAUUUGGCGUGGAGCUCUUUCGCAACAGUUCUAUCGUGGAGUAUAUUCUACCUGAAUAUAGGCAACGACGAUCUGCUUCACUGCUAG